Molecule: messenger RNA, 1095 nt
Organism: Brugia malayi
Lineage: Eukaryota; Metazoa; Nematoda; Chromadorea; Rhabditida; Onchocercidae
Gene: Bma-hex-4
Exons: 7
Coding region: 1-1095 (364 amino acids)
Biological process (GO): carbohydrate metabolic process
Molecular function (GO): hexosaminidase activity
Source: RefSeq, a predicted model, not a curated record
AUGCUUGGAAGUCAAAAGAAUUUUGAUCAAUUAAAUCCAUUCAAAGAAAAAAUAGUCCAUUUCGACUUAAAAGGAGCACCGCCAACAUUGAAAUACUACAAGAAGAUAUUUCCAUUGUUGAAAAAAAUGAAAGUUGAUGGUAUAUUAAUGGAAUAUGAAGAUAUGUUUCCAUAUUGGAAUGAACUUACGGUGUUGAAACGAACAAUUGCUUAUUCUAAGACUAUUUUAAAAGCUAUUUUAGAGUUAGCAUCUAAUAAUAAUUUGGAAGUUAUUCCACUUGUACAAACUUUUGGUCAUAUGGAAUUUGUUUUGAAACAUUCGAAAUAUUCUAUAUAUCGUGAGGAUAUAUUUAAGCAUGAUACAAUAUGUCCAUCAGAUGAAGGUUCAUGGCAUUUAAUUACUGAAAUGCUCACUCAGAUACGUAUUAUGCAUCCAAAUGCAAAACGAAUACAUAUAGGUGCUGACGAAGUAUAUACUAUUGGUCAGGAUUUUCGAUGUAUUAAUCGACGUAUGGAAAGUUUAAGUUUUACGGUGGAUCAUUUAAAAUUGGAUCAUAUUAGCAGGGUAGCAAGAUAUGCUCGAAGUGAGUUAAAUUUUGCGGAAGUGCUAGUAUGGAAUGAUAUGUUCAGUGAUAUUGAAAUUGAUUUAUUGAAUCAAUAUGAAAUGGGUCAAUUGGUUACACCUGUUAUUUGGGGUUAUGCUGUUAAUGUUACUAAAUUGAAUUAUUUCCCGAUAAAUAUGUUUAAAAGAUAUUCACAGGUUUUUCCAAAAAUGAUGUUUGCAAGUGCAUUCAAAGGCGCAAAUGGACAAAAUGAAUCAUUUUGUUAUAUUAGACGUUAUCUUGCCAAUCAACAAUCAUAUGUGGAAUUGUAUGAGAAAGAAAAGCAGGAUUUGAAUGGUAAAAUUUCGGGUAUUAUUUUAACCGGUUGGCAGCGAUAUAAUCAUUACAGUCCAUUAUGUGAAAUUUUACCAGUUUCAAUUCCAUCGUUGAUUGUUGAUCUUGUUUAUUUGAAUAAUAUUGAAUUGAGCGAAGAUGAAAUUAUACAGAAAGCAAAAUUAAGUUUCUCUUAUUUACAUUAUGCAAAUUUAAUUUAA